This is a messenger RNA of Diaporthe amygdali, 1047 nucleotides long. RefSeq lists its product as uncharacterized. NCBI's taxonomy places the organism in Eukaryota, Fungi, Ascomycota, Sordariomycetes, Diaporthales, Diaporthaceae. The record is from RefSeq and is a predicted model, not a curated record. The coding region runs from base 1 to 1047 and encodes 348 amino acids. The transcript is spliced from 2 exons.
AUGGCCGAGAAAGAGACCCCAAACCCGAUGGCUGGGCUACCUGAACCCCCAGCCGUCUCCGUCAAGACCCUCGCCGUCACGGGCAUCAUGGUCGAUGUCUAUGGGCUGGAGGAGCUCCCAUCAAGCCUCACGCAUGUCUCCGUCCUCUGGUUGCACAACCCUCGUCUUGGGACCAAGGCAAGAAUGGCUCCCAUGGCGCAGCGCGCAGUCGGCGAGUACAAUGCCACAAGAGCGGCUACGAGCACACGAGGCCUGAUUGCUGCUGCUUUCGACCAACGCAACCACGGCACGCGCGAGGUUCACCCCCUAGCCAACCAAUCCUGGAACAAGGGCAACCCCUUCCACGCCCAAGACAUGUUCGGCAUCGUCUCGGGCACAGUAGUCGACACCCGCCUCCUCAUCGACGCCCUGCCAGGCUACCUCUUCCUCGAGCCCAGCCCGUCCCCGCCGCCCGCCCUCGACCAGCACAUCUGCCUGGGCGUCUCGCUCGGCGGCCACUCGACCUGGCAGGCCCUCUUCGCCGAGCCCCGCAUCACCGCCGGCGUCAGCAUCAUCGGCUGCCCGGACUUCCAGCUCCUCAUGCAGGACCGCGCCCGCCUCUCCAAGCUGGCCACCUACGACAGGUCGGCCGCCGGCGCCGGCUUCCUCGGCAGCAGCGACUUCCCCCAGGGGCUUGUCGCGCAGUGCGCUCGGUACGACCCCAAGGGGAUCCUCUUUGGUGCUGAUGGAGUCGUUGAGUCGCCGUCUGAAGAGCAGCAGGCCCGGCUUAGGCCUAUCCUUGAUGCGCACGUCAAGGGGAAGAGGCUGCUCAUGUGCACCGGCGGGGACGACAAGCUUGUCCCGUGGCGGUGCUCCGAGUCUUUUACUAAGUUCUUCACCGGCGCCGCGGACGGGUGGUACAAGGACUCGGGCCUGGUCGCGGACAAUCGGGUGUACCCGGGCAGGGGUCACGAGUGUAGUCCUGAGAUGGUGGUGGACGCCGUGCGGUUUGUGUGCGAGGUGGUGCAGAGUGCGGGUGCUGGGGGUCCAGCUGUGUCGAGGAUCUAG